AUUAAGAUAAAUUGCAUGUAACAUUUUUUAGUUUUGAACUCUUCUGCUCUCUCUGUUUGGUUCCUGGGUAAGGAAAAUAAAGGACUAAGGUAUUUUCUCACUGGAUGUGGUAGUAGCUUAAUUAAUCAUGUCUUCAAAGGGACAGAAAUUUGUGAGGUUUGAAGAUUGGAGGUCAGAGUCAUCUCUAAGUAUUGAGCAGAAAGAUUCUACUAGUGAUGGAUUUCUUAAAAGAAAAGUUAAAUCAAGUCCAGUAAAUGAUGGUUCAACAGAAAAACUGGCUUCUAGGUGCAAGGUGCUUGAUCCACAAGGUUCACUACUUCAGAAAUGGAACAAAAUUUUUGUAAUAACCUGUGUGAUGGCAAUCUCUGUGGACCCUUUGUUCUUUUACAUCCCUGUGAUUGAUGACAAGAGGAAGUGCCUUGAUUUGGAUGGAGCACUGAAGAUUACUGCUGGUGUUUUUCGCACGUUCUUUGAUCUUUUCUACAUUCUUCGCAUCAUCUUUCAGUUUCGAACCGGGUUCAUUGCCCCUUCUUCACGUGUAUUUGGAAGGGGUGAGCUGGUUGAUGAUCCUCGAGCCAUAGUGAUGAGAUACUUGAGUUCUCACUUCAUCAUUGACAUUCUAUCAAUUAUUCCACUUCCUCAGAUGGUCAUUUUAGCUCUUAUUCCAAUCCCAAAAUGCUCAGCUCCAUAUCUGGAAAAGGAUUUGUUGAAGUAUACAGUAAUAGCUCAGUAUAUACCAAGACUUUUGAGGAUCUAUCCACUGUUCAAAGAAGUAACAAGCACUUCUGGCAUAUUGACUGAGACAGCCUGGGCUGGAGCUGCUUAUAAUCUUUUUCUCUAUAUGCUGGGAAGUCAUGUUGUUGGAGCUUUCUGGUAUCUGUUUUCAGUGGAAUCAGAGGUGCGGUGCUGGCGCCGGCUCUUGAAGAAUACUACAUACUCUCAUGAUUCCUACCUGAGCUGUGGACAAGGCAAUCCCAUUGUUCUAUCGCUUCUCAAUAGCUCUACUUCUUGCCCUUACAUUGAUCCUGAUGACAUUGAAGACCCAACAGUUUACAAUUUUGGGAUAUUUAUAGAAGCUCUAAAGUCUCGCGUGGUGGAGUCGACUGCUGACUUUCAUCAGAAGUUCUUCUACUGCUUUUGGUGGGGUUUGAGAAAUGUAAGCUCUGUUGGGCAAAACCUCAAGACAAGUACUUAUGUUGGAGAGAUAUUCUUUGCUAUCUUCAUUGCCACCUUUGGAUUGGUGCUAUUUGCACUACUUAUUGGAAACAUGCAGAAAUUUCUACAAUCUACAACUGUUAGAGUUGAAGAGAUGAGAAUCAAAAGGCGGGACGCAGAACAGUGGAUGUGCCACCGUAUGCUACCUGACUUCUUGAAGGAAAGAAUUAGAAGGUAUGAACAAUACAAAUGGCAAGAAAAUAGAGGUGUUGAAGAGGAGACGUUAAUUCGCAACCUCCCCAAAGAUCUUAGAAGGGACAUCAGGCGUCAUCUUUGCUUAGAUUUACUUAAAAAAGUGCCAAUGUUUGAGAACAUGGAUAACCAAUUGUUGGAUGCAAUGUGUGAUAGACUAAAGCCAGUCCUUUACACAGAGAAAAGUUCCAUAGUUCGUGAAGGAGAUCCAGUUGAUGAAAUGCUCUUCAUUAUGCGUGGAAAAAUUGCUACUGCCACAACAAAUGGUGGAAGAACUGGUUUCUUCAACUCCUCUGUACUAAAGGCCGGUGACUUCUGUGGAGAAGAGCUUCUAACAUGGGCCUUGGAUCCAAACACCUCCUCAAACCUACCCAUUUCAACUAGAACAGUGGAAACUAUUUCAGAAGUUGAAGCCUUUGCUCUCAUGCCUGAUGACUUGAAGUUUGUUACUUCCCAAUUUCGACGCCUUAUAAACAGCAACCAACUCCAGCACACUUUCAGGUUCUACUCCUUACAAUGGAGGACAUGGGCUGCCUGUUUCAUACAAGCAGCUUGGCGUAGAUGCAGGAAAAAGAAGACUGAGAGGUUAUUACGUGAAGCAGAAGAAAGGCUAGAUGGUUUUGAGAGUGAGGCAGGGUCCUCACCAAGCUUUGUAUCCACCGUAUUUGCAUCAAGGUUUGUAUCGAAUGUGCGGCCCAUGCGAAGUGGCAAACGCAUGCGCAACAAAAUGCCACAGACACAGAGACUACUACCCUUGCUGCCUCAGAAGCCAUCUGAUUUCACUGCACAAAAAGACUAGGGGUGUUGUAGACUGUAAUUUUGAUUGCAAGUUUAAUUUGUUUUAUUGGCACAACGAAGAAACUUAUCACAUGUGGGGCUCAAGAGCAAUAUAUAUGUUCGUUGAAAAAUUGUGUAAUGUGAAUUAGAGUACAAUGGUAUUAUUGGAUUGCAGAAA
Lotus japonicus is the source of this 2362-nucleotide messenger RNA. RefSeq names its product cyclic nucleotide-gated ion channel 1-like. Gene Ontology annotation, biological process: transmembrane transport; monoatomic ion transport. The transcript is spliced from 8 exons. Gene Ontology annotation, cellular component: membrane. Lineage: Eukaryota; Viridiplantae; Streptophyta; Magnoliopsida; Fabales; Fabaceae. Gene Ontology annotation, molecular function: monoatomic ion channel activity. Bases 128 to 2206 code for a protein of 692 amino acids. The record is from RefSeq and is a predicted model, not a curated record.